Molecule: messenger RNA, 1842 nt
Organism: Aureobasidium vineae
Lineage: Eukaryota; Fungi; Ascomycota; Dothideomycetes; Dothideales; Saccotheciaceae
Source: the annotation of a GenBank genome assembly
AUGGAAUUACCAAAUGCCAUCCCUUAUGCAUUCCGAUUUCGUCCAGAAUCGACUGCAUUGGUCAUUGUUGACAUGCAGCGAGACUUUCUUGAGCCUGGAGGAUUCGGCAGUAUCCAAUGUGGCGACGACGAGGUCUUCAAACGAGUCCGUGGGAUUGUUCCUGUGGUCCAGCGAGUCUUGGAAGCGUCCCGGGAGCUGGGACUUUAUGUUAUGCAUACUCGAGAGGGACAUCUCCCGGAUCUAUCAGAUCUACCCGCGUCUAAACGCCUUAGACAGACGACUGCUCCCAAUGGUCACCAUACAAUCGGUAUCGGUGAGCCAGGACCUAUGGGUCGAUUGCUUGUGAGAGGUGAGUAUGGCCACGAUAUAAUCGACGAGCUCAGACCUCUGCCAGAUGAAGUUGUCAUCGACAAGCCUGGCAAAGGAUCGUUCUGGAAAACAGGCUUCCACCGAGCUCUGCUGAAUCGAGGCAUUACACAUCUGCUGCUUGCUGGUGUGACUACUGAAUGUUGUGUGAACACCACGGCCAGAGAAGCUGCCGAUCGUGGCUUCGAAUGUUGCAUACUAAAUGACUGCACAUCAGGCUUUGAUGCCAACUUGGUCACCAGCGCCAACGACACAAUCUGUGCGUACGACGGUCUUUUCGGUUAUGUCGGUGCAUCUCGAGAUCUCAUCGAGCUGUGCGAAUCACAAAGUCUACCUGGCCCUUCUGAUGCUGCGAUGGCUCAAGAAGACUUGUCAUUGAUGAUCCUGGCGCGAGCUUACCGUGAAGGUACAACAACACCAGUAGACAUUGCUCGUAUUGUUGCUGGAAGGACACUCGAAUAUCAUCGUCAAAGUCCCAACGCGGUAGUUGAUUCCAAAGCACUGGAGACCCUUCUUCACGAAGCAGAGACCUUAGAACAGGAGUUUUCCAGUAAACCAUGGCCGUUGCUUUAUGGAAUUCCAUUCGCCACCAGCAGAGACAUCGAAGAUCCGACGGUUGAGGCUCUAAUCAGUGCUGGAGCUUUAUACAUAAGGAGUCUGCCAGAACCUCUGGUCUCUGUAGCUGCUCGAAUGGUCUCGUUCGCUUUGGACAGCAAUCCAUCGAGCAUUGCUCGAGCUAGGGUAUCGCAUAGGGUCGUUGUGUUCCAGCCUACUCUUAUUGAUGAUAGGCCUGCAAUCAACCAGGAUUCCGAAUCAACAGCAAUUGUUGCGCAAUCUGUUGAAGAGGCGCGUCAGGUUUGGCUGGCCUUGGAGCAGCACCUCGAUCGCCUGCAGAACACGUCUGCCAUAUCCCAAACGCUAACAAACUCAUGGGUAUGGCACGUCGAUUUCCGUGGUCCAAGGAACGGUGGCUUUGUGUUCGGCAUACCGAGUAUAUCGAGGGCCAAUUCUUGCUGCUCCGAUGCUUUACAGCAUAAUAUUCAAGCUGCUAAGUGGCUACAAGCAGCCGGCGGACAAGCUCAAGAAAUUGACUGGAACAUAUUCGAGCAAGCCGAAGAAGUCGCCCGGGACCUGUCUUCAUUAGCCGCUGCAGAGACUGUCAGUAUGAAAGCAGUAUUGAAUCUUCAAACCAGGCAGACGAAGCUGUCUAGACGAGCGACAAAAAUCCUAGAGAGUAUCGACGUCUUGCUUAUCUCCAUGACAGCAUGUUUAUGUCACACGGCCUCGCAACGUGCGGAGCAAAGCCGCUAUCUCUUCGACGGCAUGGCUGUAUGCAGCGUCAGUGUGAACACCAAACCUACCCAGACGCAGGAAAAAGAAGACAAUGGUGCUACACUUAUGCUAGUUGGCGCAACUGGAAGAGAUGGAAGGAUACUCGAUAUAGCAUGGGACUUGGAGAAAACGAUGCUACACUGA